Molecule: messenger RNA, 996 nt
Organism: Mycetomoellerius zeteki
Lineage: Eukaryota; Metazoa; Arthropoda; Insecta; Hymenoptera; Formicidae
Product: vesicle-fusing ATPase 1-like
Exons: 7
Coding region: 1-996 (331 amino acids)
Biological process (GO): SNARE complex disassembly; intra-Golgi vesicle-mediated transport; Golgi to plasma membrane protein transport
Cellular component (GO): Golgi stack
Molecular function (GO): ATP hydrolysis activity; ATP binding
Source: RefSeq, a predicted model, not a curated record
AUGGGGAUGCAUUUGCACCAACGUGGAUUGAAAAAUGCUUUGCUAUUGGUUGACAUCAUUGAUGUUAUACACUCUAUUAAUAGGGGAGCACAAAUCGUCAUUAAGUUAACUCAGAAACGUAAUAAUUUAAAUAUGGAAGAGGGACGUAAGUCAGAUAUGGAAAAUGUUAGUGAACGAUGGAAUUCUGAAGAGAUGGAAAAUUAUGCAGAGGAAAGUUCUCCAUCAACUAACACAAAGUCAUUUAAUACAAGUACUGAAGUAUUAAGUAAAUGGUUAGACAAUAAGAUUAUUACUUGGGGUAACCCGGUAACUGAAAUUCUCGAAAAUGGCAAUUUAUGCAUUAAAGUUGCUCGGGAAAUUGGGCUCUUUUCUGUUCUUUUGAUGGGAUUACCAAAAAGUGGAAAAACAACGCUUGCCGCACAAAUUGCAAAGAAUUCAAACUUCCCAUUUGUUAAAGUUAUUACAUCUGAAGACAUAAUCAGCCUUGAUGAAUUUGAAAAUGAUUCUGCAAAAUGUCGUUUUAUACAAAAGGUGUUCGAUGAGGCAUAUGGUUCACAGUUCAGCUGCAUUAUAAUUGAUAAUAUUGAACGUCUACUGAAUUACUGUCCAAUUAACUCAAAGUAUUCUAUUCUGAUAUUGCAAACAUUUUUUAUGUUAUUAGAGAAAUCACCACCGUCUGGUCAUAAACUGUUGAUUUUGUGCACUUCUAGUUACCAACAAUUUUUAAACGAUGUGGAAUUACUUUCAACAUUUAACGUCAUUCUUCAUGUGCCUAAUUUGUCAACCGUUGAUCAUAUGUUUAACGUGUUGGAUGAAGUUAAUCUUUUUUCAAAACAUAAAAUGGCUUCCUUUCAGACAAAGCUUCAAGGAAAGCAACAAGUAUUCAUUGGUAUUAAGAAAUUACUUUCUCUAAUAGACAUAAUACGUCAAGUGGAACCAAGCGACAGAGUCGAAGAAUUUUUUACAAAACUGAUGGAAGAAGGCGGUUUACAGUAA